Trametes versicolor FP-101664 SS1 is the source of this 771-nucleotide messenger RNA. RefSeq lists its product as uncharacterized. The record is from RefSeq and is a predicted model, not a curated record. The transcript is spliced from 4 exons. Lineage: Eukaryota; Fungi; Basidiomycota; Agaricomycetes; Polyporales; Polyporaceae. The annotation marks the transcript as partial.
CUACAUGACUACCAUCAUAUAUGCCGCCCCAAUCCACUGCGCUCGUCCUUCACUCCUCUCGGAGGUCUGCAGGUCAACCUCCACGCUCUCGCGAGUCUCCUAGACCUACUCAUCCAAAGCGCGAGGACACUGAGUGUCCAGCUGACCUCGUCCUUCCUGCUUUGCUCCGCUGGUACACGCAGCGCGAAGGCUGGCGCAGAAGGACGUGUGGGCUCGCGGGAAGACAGAUAUCAGGUUAUAUAUCUCUAUGAGCGCGAGCACUACCGGCGCAACAACGAGCUGCUGCUUCCAGCUCUGGGCGUAACCCCCACGCCGCUCGUCUCGUCCGGAUGCGAUUCCACGUAUUUGAAGGUGGUACUCGACCAUUAUCGGCCCCACGACGGCCUCCUUCUCCCCUAGUUGUUCCACGACAUUGAAGCCCCGCCUGACCAUGCCUGCUUUUCCAGCGCCCACACUGAACGUCGAGAAUUGCCUUUCAGGCCGAGGCUAAUAUCUAAAACAUAAAUUAUCGCGGCUGGGGAUCUGGAUACCUUCACGGCGGCGCCGCAUCUAGCGGCCUCAGGAUGUACCGGUUCUGCGUUCACAAGCUCUCGACACAAGGCGGCAGCCAAGAGCCUUGCUGGUCAAGCGAAGGGCGGUGAGUCGUGACUCCGGGUCGUUGGAGGGCGGUGAAUGCGCCGCGCCGCGUCGCGCGCAGGGCGGGACAUUGGCCUAGAGUGGCUACGUUUCAGGGCGGUACCGAUAUGUACGCGUAGUACUAGUGAAAAUAAA